AUGGACAAAACCAUACUGCUGGUUCUGUUGGGUCUGCAGGCUCUGCUGCUCCUCUCAGCCCUCAACUCUACAGAGGCAGCCGCUCUGGUGAUGGAGGAUCGAGAAAGACCAUCUCUGGAGCAGGUAAGAUGAUUCGACGCACAAAAUUCUCACCCAGAGGUGGUUUUCCAUUAAAGUGGUGUUUUCUAAGGAGACAGUCAGAGUUCAAAUGUUAAAGAGAAAACAAACGCUUGAUCUGUUUAAGUUGGAACAAAUAAUUUCAUUUUGAGAUUAAAAAUUUGACUAAUGAUGAGGAAAAGUAAGUACUUUUAUGAAUAAUGAUAUUUUGUUUUUAACCAUUUUGUUACAGAUCAGAAAAGGAGGCAGAAUUAGACGGCCGAUGAACCGCCCACCAAGAUUCCGACCCAGAUUCCCACCUAGAGGAAGCUGUUGGAGGAGACCAGGAUGUCAUAGUUCUUUGGAAGUGGUAAACUUGCUUCACUUAAUUUUCUCUGUUCUGACAAAAAAGUCAACUUCAUUCCUAUUAAAGUUUAAACACAUAAAAAGUUCCCAUCUAAAUGUAUUUAUAAUAUGGAAGAGAAAUACUUCUGUCAAUGAAUUAGUGUGUUAUUGUCGAAAUAAUGGGACAUGUUUUCUCUCUUUCUGCGACAUUUUAGCGCCCUCAGCCCACUCACAACCCAGGGGAAAACGCUGUGCACAGCUGAGUUCUCCAUCUUGGAGGUUCAACAUGAAUUUGCAUCUUUUGGCUCAUCAACGCUGAUCAAAAAUUUCUCUGAAAAUGUUGUCAAAAUGAUUAUACGGAUGAAAUUUGUUCUUAUUCUCUUGAAAUAAAAAAAUUAUAAUUUCACUGAAAUAGUCUUGACUUGUUUUUUUGAACAUAAAUCUUGUGUCAGAAAUAUUUUUGUGUAUUUGUUUAUUAAGAUUAAUGAAUUUUGUUCCUAUUAUUCAAGGACACUUUUAUAUGGUCCCUAAAUCUGUGGUAGAUCACUCCAACAGGCGGUGGUGUACAUUUCCUUGUAUACUGCGUCUCUUAAUGAUACAGGGAAAGGCUAAAAAUGAGCUGAUAUUCAAAACCCACCUGUGGAACAAAACAGAAUCUCACACUUAAUUUUGUCUCUGUGUUUCAACACUGAUACAACAGAAUUUAUGCAAGGUGAUAAGACAGCUGAAAGACUUUGUUUGACAACUUUCACAAAGAUGACUUCAACCCAAAGAACUAAAAAACACAUGUUCAUAUCUCUCAUAUUGACUUAAUGUUCAAAGCAUUUGUAAAACUAAGGAUAUCACUAAAGAUAGAGCCUGUGAGGAAAAAGAAAAGGCACGUCUAGCAUUUUUUUCCAGAGAUGAGGGCAUCAAAAAAUCAGACGACUCCCCCUGGUGGAUGGAGAAGAAGCAGACAAAGUGGAAAACAACCAGAAUUAUUUGAUUUGAUAUGACUCACUUGUACUUUUUGUCGUUCUAUCGCGGUCAUUCUGUUUCCCCUUUACUUGUUUUCAUGAAAAUGGUCAGUGGUGAAAUCCCCUCGAUGCCGACACCCUGGCAUGUGGUCAAAUCACCAAUUCACACAAGACCUUAUUUACUGUCAGGGAAGAUUACCACUCUGUUACAACAUUUAUUAUUUCUCAAUCACACAACAAGCCCAGUAAUUUAUUACAAAUUAAUCUGAUUAACUCAGAGGUAAUGAUCUACCACGAUGGACAGACUUAGAUGAUUGUGAACAUCAUAAACAAACAACUUUGUGGAAGGCUAAAUUACACACAGUGAUGAACCCACAAAACCUCUAGAGAGGAUAGAAUACACAAACAAACAAGACAAAGUCCAACUAAAUCACACAGAUAAGAGGAAAGAUACAAACAGAGGCUGAAUCUCAGUGUCAGUAGUCAACAAAGUAGGCCCAUGCGUGUACCAACCCUCUGUUGCUCAAAUCAUUAUAAGAGUUGAUGUAAUAAAAGUUAUUUAUUCAUCCCACUUGCCCCACACAUGUUCUGUUUGACUUUGCUAGAUUUCCAUCAGACAUCUUUUUGAUGAUGUAAAGUUGUGGCAUCACGUUGUUGUUUCCUUUUAACGCACUUAAAAGUGUUUAGUUGUGACUCACCACACAAUUCAGCCUGUUGAGUCUGCAGGCUCUGCUGCUCCUCUCAGGAUUAUAGUGUUUUCAUGCUGAACUGUGAUAUUGUAAAUGGCUAAAACCCCUUUGUUAAGAGCAUGAGUUUUAUCCAAUUUUCAGACAGAAAUGAAAACAAACGAGAAAAGCCAAAAUAUUAGAUCAGAAGUAAAAUGUAUUUAUAAUUUAAGGCUUAUAAAUACUACAUACAAAAAGGCUAGUGGUUAGGAGGUAUUAUUUUCACCGUAAUGACCUUGUCUGCUGUGUGAUCAGCUAAAAAACCAUACCUGCUCUCACAGGUUUAGUCAAAGGAUGAAAAAGUAAAGACGAAAAAACAAACUCACAAAGUUAUUGAAAUUGAAAGCUCUAUGGAUAUGUAAUGUCUCUUUAAACCUCCUGUCUUGUUUUCGUUGAUAAAAUCAGUAAAGGACAGCAGAGGAGGAAGCAGAUAAAAUACUUUAACAUGCCAGAGGUCAAAAUUAUACUUAAAUUAGUCUGUGAUUAAACAAACAUUUCUAAUAGUGCAUGAGGUAUCUUACAUCUGCACGCAUCCUCUCAUCCUCUUCUUGUGUCUCCACAUCAAAAGUUGUUUUUCAGUCAGUAUAUAAAAAGCUGUGUUUCUAAACUGCAUCAAACCUGGCAGAUCAGCAGUCAUGGACAGAGCUGUGCUGCUGCUCGUGUUGUCUCUGCAGGUUUUCCUGCUCAUCUCAACCUUCACCUCUACUGAAGCCGCCACUUUGAGGAUAGACUCUCAACAGGCUCCUGACCAGGUAAGAAAACCCUGAGGUACUCCCCUGAAGCCUCUGGUAUUUUUGACAGACAGAAUUAAGAGUUAAGAUCAGUUCACAAUAAAAUGAUAAUGUUUGAAGAAAUCUACACCAAGAAAAGACUCAAAAUGUUUCAUUAGAGCAUGUACAUCAUAACAAGUUAUCAUAAAUAAUGUGUGAUAUGAUCAUUAUAUCAGUUCAAGAUAUUAAGUAAGUACAAAUCAGUGUUUGAGACGCACUUAAAAGCCUAUUCAUGUCGGAUUGAAUUGAUAAAGGUUGCAGCUGAAGCAUGCGUUUACAUAAUCUCAUAUUUAAAGUUGUCUAACCAGGAUUUCCUACAGUGGUGAGGAAAAGGGAUUUAUUUCUGUAGAAAAAGCCAAUGUUUUGGGUGAGGUUUACUGACCAAAUUUGAAACAUGAUUGUGAAAGAAACUUUCUCAUCAAUCAAAUAUCUACACAAAAUUACCCUUUUAAAAUUGUUGCCACUCGUGAUGAUGAGAUUCUUCAAGUCAGCAUGAUUGGCUCUGAAUAAAGAGCAUGAAUUAAGUGUUUUCUGCAUGUAAGACUAAUCUAUGUUUGAGGAGUGCAACUUGUAAUCCAGAGAAGCAGCACUGGAGGUAACGCACAGCAAACUGUACAUUAGUAGCAGUGCAACACAAAAACGCAUCAUCAGCAUAAAGAUGAAUUUUAAUUUCAGAAACAGCUGACACAAUAUCAGUCAUAAAAAGAGUAACUGUGUCAAAUGCUAUAGAGAGGUCGAUAGGGUCAAGGCUAAAAUGAUGUCAUUUAGAUAAGAGUGGCUAAAGUAACAGUGCUGUGCUUUUGUCUAAAACCUGCUGUGAACUUUAAAUGGAAAAUGUUUAGAGGGAUAAUUUAUAUUUACUCACUAGAGAUUCAAUAUGAUUCGAUAAGGACAGAGUAGUUUAACAGGCCCUUAAACUGAUGAAACUUUUUUUAUCCAUUAAUGAAUCUCAAAUUUUGGCUCUUUAUACAACAUGGGCUCUUUGGGAUCUGUGCUUACUGCUAUCCCAAUCACAAAUAUUGUUUGUUUGAUGGUUGUUUGAGAUAAUAACAGCAUUUCUUUAAAGGUGAUGGGAAGAGUAAGAGGCCUCAGAGGAAGACCUAGAUACAAACCCUCAACCGACUACAACUGGAGAUCAGGGAGUGGAUCUACGCCAUUAGAGGUUCUGCCUCCUCCUCUUCCUCCUUCUUAUCCACCUCCACCCCCUCCUCCACCUCCACCUCCCAGGUGAGAUAUUUCUCUGUAAUGAUAAAUGCGACAGUAAAAAGCCUAGAGUUAUCUGCACAGUGUCAUUAUGUGUAACUUCUCUCUUGGUUUUCUUCUCUCUGUGUCCCUGUCUCUGUUUCCAGACCAGACCCAGACAAAUGGAUGGAUAGUGUGAGUGUUGAACAUGUUGAUUCACAUUUUACUUUUUGGACUUCUAAUACAAAAUGACUCUCUGUUAAUUAUAUUCACAUGUUAUUUCAUUUGGUUUGUGUCAAUUUUGUCGCCCCCUGUGGACAAAGUAGUUUUUGCUUAUGUCAUCCUUUACAUGCUGAAAAUUUUUCUUUUGAUGAAAAAAAUGAUAAUCCUGCUGUUUUUUGAUGGUCAAAUGUAUGAUGAAUUGCAAAUAUUUUAUUUGGGAGAGAUGGUAAUUUCGAUCUUUAAACAGUUGGACAGAGAACAAAUUGGCCCAAAAGGACAACCUGCAUCCUACGAUCCCUGGAGAUAUAUGGCAUGCGGAGGAGUACAGAGAAGGGCGCAUCAUAAUGGACCUCCUCCUGGUCCUCCUGGUCCUCGUCCAAAGUAAGAGAUCACUUCACAUGCAAAAGUAACAACAUUUAAAAGUUGAAAAAUAAAAAAAUAAAAACUUUAAAACACUGUCCUCCAAUACAAACUACCUCAAUCUACAAAUUGCAACAUCAGUAGCAGACAGUGCAUUACUGUGAUGAAGUUCUUAUUUAACAAUAUUGUCAUAUCACCAAUAACACAAGUAUGAGCACCCCAUAAAUCCAAGGUAAAUGUAUAAAGGAAAUGGUACAAAUAUCCAUAAAUAAGAAAUGAAAAUGGUAAAUGAGUGACAGUGAAAGUCAUUUUCUAACCAGUGUGAUUCUUUUCUCUUUCUUUCCAUCAGUCCAUACCCAAAGCCAAGACCGAUGUGGUAG
Xyrichtys novacula (pearly razorfish) is the source of this 5036-nucleotide messenger RNA. The record is from the annotation of a GenBank genome assembly. Lineage: Eukaryota; Metazoa; Chordata; Actinopteri; Labriformes; Labridae.